Molecule: messenger RNA, 1098 nt
Organism: Monosiga brevicollis MX1
Lineage: Eukaryota; Choanoflagellata; Craspedida; Salpingoecidae
Exons: 7
Coding region: 16-993 (325 amino acids)
Biological process (GO): translation; ribosomal large subunit assembly
Cellular component (GO): cytosolic large ribosomal subunit; ribosome
Molecular function (GO): structural constituent of ribosome
Source: RefSeq, a predicted model, not a curated record
CCUCCUUUGGUCAAGAUGGCGGCCUCUCAGAAAGCCAAGUCGGCGCAAAAGGCUGCUCUGGCUGGCGCCAGCAGCAAGCGCACCGUCAAGGUCCGCACUAGCGUCAACUUCCACCGACCAAAGACGCUCAAGCUGGCUCGCACCCCCAAGUAUGCCCGCCAGUCCCAGCAGAAGGAGCGCAAGUUGGACGAGUACACCGUUGUCCAGCACCCUCUGACGACCGAGUCGGCCAUGAAGAAGAUUGAGGACCACAACACCCUCGUCUUCAUUGUCGAUCGCCGCUCCAACAAGGGCUCGAUCAAGCAGGCCAUCGAGAAGCGUUACGGCAUCACCGUCGCCAAGGUCAACACCCUGGUGCGCCCUGAUGGCAAGAAGAAGGCCUACGUCCGCCUCAGCGCUGAUGCUGAUGCGCUCGAGGUUGCCAACAAGGGCUACUCCGUGCAAGAGAUCCCCAUUGACUUGAAGAACAAGCCUGAAUCCUUCCUCAAACUGACCAAGGCUGGGUCGGCUCCGGUCAUGCGCUGCGGUGAUCUCGUUCUCACCGACUCGGAAGACAUUGUCCAGUGGGUCGCCGCGCAGCAAGAGCAGCAGGCUCAAUCCAGCACCAUCAAGUCCAGCGAGAAAGCGAGUCAGGUCGGCGGCAGCCUCUUUCCGGCUGCCAAGAACUGGUUCAUGAACAAGGAUGAAGGCAAGGAGGCAGAGCUACGGGCUGAGUUUGAGAAGGCCUGUGCCGAGGUCGAGCAAUACCUUGAGGCUAACCAGACGCCCUUCUUGGAUGGCGAGGGCCCUUCGGCCGCUGACUGUGCCCUCCUGCCCAAGCUCUAUCAUGCCGUGACCAUCCUUGAGCAUCAAAAGCAGUAUCAAACCCCCGAACACAUGAAACUCCUCCGCGGUUACAUCGAGCGGGGUUUCAAGUGCCAGCCCUUUGAGGACACGACCUAUCCCACCGAGUACAUGAUUCAGCACUGGUCGGAGAAGCGGGAUCAGCAGUAGCUGCAAAUCAAACGUCGAUUGCUCCAGGGACCUGCUCGACCCUGGGCACCACGGCACGCUUGCCACAGUUGCGUAUGUGAAGCCUGUAAUUCAUGUCCAAAUGUC